Messenger RNA from Strongylus vulgaris, 356 nucleotides. The record is from the annotation of a GenBank genome assembly. Lineage: Eukaryota; Metazoa; Nematoda; Chromadorea; Rhabditida; Strongylidae.
AUGCAAGUGUCUUUUGAUGGAAAGAUACAUCUUGUAAGGAUAAGCAACGUCAGCGCUGAUGACGAAGGUAUGCGCUAUACUCUAGAGUUUGAUGGCCGUCGCUGGAAAGCAAAAGGUGUUCGACUUCAGCACUCUGCACUGAUACUGGGAUUAGGUGAAGCUGAAUACGAACUAUUUUCGCCGGAUACUUUCCAAGGAGAGCGCGCUGCAGAUGGAUCUGGAAUGAUUCAUUCAUCACAUGCACCAAUGCCGGGAAUCAUCGAAAAAGUCCUCGUGAAAGUUGGAGACGAAGUACGGCAAGGCGAACCUCUUGUUAUAAUGACUGCUAUGAAGAUGGAGUAUAUAAUAAGGUGAGU